AUGUGGAAGAGAAAUGACCAUCAACCCAAGAUCAAAACAAGGGAUGGACCUCAAGUGGGUCAGUUCAAGGAAUCGGGUUCAGCUCUGGAACCUGCCGUGCCACACCCUCUAGAGCUGCCAGAACUGCAGAGCUUCGUGGUGUUUGAGGACAUUAGCCACCACAUCAAAGAAGCGGGGGCCCAAAUGGUGAAGAAAGUGAAUGCCAUCUUCCAGCUGGACAUCACCAAAGACGGGAAGACCAUCCUGCAGAGGACCAUUGAUUUGAAGAACGGCUCUGGGGACAUGUAUCCAGGAUCUGCCAGGCUCCCAGCAGACACUAUCUUCACAAUCCCGGAACCUGUUUUUAUGGAGUUGGUUUUGGGUAAAAUAAACCCUCACAAGGCUUUCCUUGCUGGCAAGUUCAAAGUAAGUGGCAAAGUUCUGCUUGGCCAAAAGCUGGAGAAGGUUUUCAAAGACUGGGCUAAAUGUUAA
Pipistrellus nathusii (Nathusius's pipistrelle) is the source of this 471-nucleotide messenger RNA. The record is from the annotation of a GenBank genome assembly. NCBI's taxonomy places the organism in Eukaryota, Metazoa, Chordata, Mammalia, Chiroptera, Vespertilionidae.